AUGGAAAUAAUAGUUGGAGAAAUACCGAAAAAAAUUAAUAUUUUAGAUAUUAUAGCAAUAAAAGAGAGCGAAGUUGAAGAGGAGUUGGUGUGUAGUAUAUGUGCCAAUAUUAUGAUUGAUCCAACCUCAUCUCUUUUAUGUAGCAGCCAUGUAUUUUGUAAAGCAUGUUUAGUUAAAUGGUUGGAAAAAAGUCAAUCGUGCCCAACUUGUAGGUGUGAAGUCCCAAAGGAUACAGAGUAUGCUCUUGUUUUAAAGGUGGAAUUUGAAGAUAAAAUAAAUAAUAUCAAGGUACAUUGUCCAUAUGCAUUUAAGGAUGAUAGUUUUGAAGAAAUUGAUCAUGAUCAUGGUUGUAAAGAGAUUAUAACAGUUUCAAAGUUUAGACAGCACAUCAAUCAAUGCAUAUAUCAAUUUAAAAAAAUAUGUGGAAUGAUGAGAUUGUAUGAAAUGCACAAUCACUAUGAAAAAGAAUGCCCCUACGUAAUAUUGGAGUGCAUUUAUUGCAGUAAACAAUAUAGAAGAGGUAAUACCGAGUCACAUCUUAAAAAAUGCCAAAAAGUAUUGGUCGAGUGUGGUAACGGCUGUAUAGAGAAAUUCGCAAGGUCGGAAAUAGAACAACACAGCAAAGACUGUCCAAAUAGAAUCGUAGAGUGCCAAUUCAAGGAUUUUGGGUGUACCGAUACAUUUAAGUUCGGUCAAUACAAAGAACACUCGUCCUUAUAUGACAAUCAUCGGGAUUUCUUAUUUAAAAAAGUCGAAGUUUUGUCGUUGCAAGUUUGUUCAUUAAAUAAUCAAAUAAUGACAUUCAAAGAGACUAUAGAUGAACAAAACUCACAAAUUUCUCAAUUAAGAAAUUUAGUUCUUAAAAGGAAGGUUUUGUUUUUCCACCAAUCUCUUUUGGAAAAGGUAAUUAAAAGGAAAUCAAUUUCUGUUUCCUAUAGCUCUAAAGAUCAUGCAUUUGAUAAAAAUAAAAGAUAUUAUUAUAUGCAUCUAAAUAAGGAAAGUCUCGACGAAUAUUCAAAUUUUGAUAUGGUUAUAACCAUUGGUGAUAAAAUAAUUUUAGAUGUAAAAGAUCAAUGUUUUUCAAUUCGUAAAGAAAUAUCAUAUGAAUUUGAAUUUAAUAGUGUUGAUAAUUCUUUUUUACAAGGAAAUAAUGUAAUAAAAACAUUCUAUUUACACCUAACAGCAUAA
This is a messenger RNA of Dictyostelium purpureum, 1188 nucleotides long. RefSeq lists its product as uncharacterized. Bases 1 to 1188 code for a protein of 395 amino acids. Gene Ontology annotation, molecular function: zinc ion binding. The transcript is spliced from 5 exons. NCBI's taxonomy places the organism in Eukaryota, Evosea, Eumycetozoa, Dictyosteliales, Dictyosteliaceae. The record is from RefSeq and is a predicted model, not a curated record.